UCAUUCCACUCUUUCUUCCUUCAUCAUGGAGUCCUGUAGCUCAUCCUUCCACGUAGCAUUCCUUGCUGUUCCGUUCGGCUCUCACGCAUCAGUCCUCUUCUCCCUUGCUCGCCACCUCGCCACAUCACUCCCCUCAGGCACCUUCUCCUUCUUUAGCACAGCUCGGUCCAACUCCGGCCUGGUCCGAUACAACAAUCUCUGGCCAACCAAUCUCAGGUCUUACGAUGUUCAUGAUGGCUUGCCGGAUGGGGCCCUGCAGUUAUCGCCGUUGGAGGAGAUUGACCUUUUCUUAGGUCUGGUACCGGGGAACUUUUCCGAGAGGAUGAUGGCGGUGGAGGAGGAGAGUGGGAGGAUCACCUGUGUUGUUAGUGAUGGUUUCUGGGGUUUUGCGGGUGAUCUAGCAGUGGAGAGAGGGGCGUUGUGGGUCUCAUAUUGGAAUAGCGCUCCCACGGCUCUACUGGCCCAUCUGUGCACUGAUUUACUGCGACAGAGUGCCGGAACUGAAGGUGAUCGUGCUAGAGCCCAAGAAGCUUUGGAUAGCAUCCCCGGUUUUUCAUCUUUGUGUAUUGAAGACUUACCAGAAGGCAUUGUCCUCAGUGACACUACAUCAUCCUUGGCCCUCCAACUCCAUCACAUGUCUCAAAUGAUCACGAAUGCAGCAGCAGUGGUGCUAAACAGUUUUGAAGGACUUGACCCAACACUAGACACACAAUUCCAAACCAAAUUCAAAAGAUGUCACAACAUAAUGCCUUUCAGUCUCUUGUCCUCAAAAUUGUCAGAAGUUAAUGAUAAACAUUGUUGUUUGGCAUGGUUGGACAGUCAGGUGGCAGGCUCAGUGGUGUACAUUAGCUUUGGGUCAUCAGCAUUGCCUCCUAAAGAAGAGUUGGUAGAGAUUGCAGAAGGUUUGCAGGCUAGUGGAACUCCUUUCUUGUGGUCAUUGAAGGAGAUUGCAUGGGGGCAUUUGCCUGAUGACUUUUUGGACUAUGUUGCAAGUAGAGGAUUGAUUGUGCCGUGGGCUCCUCAACCUCAGGUAUUGGAGCACUCAGCUGUGGGAGCAUUCUUAACACACAGUGGUUGGAACUCUGUUUUGGAGAGUAUCACUACUGGCGUGCCAAUGAUACUCAGACCUUUCUUUGGGGACCAGCACUUUAAAUGCGAGGGUCGUUUCCGAUGUUUGGAAAAUUGGAGUGGGUUUUGAAGGUGGUGUUAUAAAAAAAGACGAAAUAGUGAAUGCUCUGAAUGUCAUUUUAGGGAGCAAGAGAGGAAAGACAAUGAAGGAAAAGAUAAAUAAGCUCAAGUCAAUAGCAUUGCAAGCAAUAAAGCCGGGGUGGAAGCUCAACAAAAAAUUUGGAUGCUUUAAAGAAGAUGGUUGCUUCUUGCUAGCGUAAUUGAGAUUGGGUGCAAUAAUGUUGGUUUUAAUAUCUUAUUUAAAUUAUUUGUUUGAAGGACUAUUGCUUGAUGACAAUUGUGUUAUUUUCUUAUAAUUAGGAUAGCUUUACAAUCCUUGUUAUCUUAUUUGCCAAUGUUUAUUUGGUAACUCUAUGUUUAUUCUUCUUUUUAUUAUUAUUUAUGAUGUUUUGCA
This is a messenger RNA of Dioscorea cayenensis subsp. rotundata (Guinea yam), 1582 nucleotides long. Its product is annotated as flavonol 3-O-glucosyltransferase-like. The coding region runs from base 26 to 1198 and encodes 390 amino acids. The record is from RefSeq and is a predicted model, not a curated record. NCBI's taxonomy places the organism in Eukaryota, Viridiplantae, Streptophyta, Magnoliopsida, Dioscoreales, Dioscoreaceae. Gene Ontology annotation, molecular function: UDP-glycosyltransferase activity. The transcript has 3 exons.